Molecule: messenger RNA, 1079 nt
Organism: Parus major (Great Tit)
Lineage: Eukaryota; Metazoa; Chordata; Aves; Passeriformes; Paridae
Gene: BRICD5
Product: BRICHOS domain containing 5
Exons: 6
Coding region: 1-711 (236 amino acids)
Biological process (GO): regulation of cell population proliferation
Source: RefSeq, a predicted model, not a curated record
AUGCUGCCCCUGCAAAGAAUUGGCAGAAGGGUCAAUUUUAACUCCUGUUCCUCCUUCUUUUUCCCUGGCUCCCAGGACAGGAGGGCCACAGAGCUGUUCCCAGCUCCCUCCAGAACCUUCUGGAUCAUCUCAUCCGUUGCCUUGUUGUUUUUUGUAGCUGUUGGCAUCAGUGUCCUGGGGGUUCUCAGCUUCUCCCCCAGCUCUGCCCAGGCUGGCUCCCAGCUCGGCCGAGUGACGCUCCAGGGCCAGCAGCACCCGCUGAGGAACCAGACAGCCGUGGUGGACAAGGCCAGGAGCACCGUCACCUACCACGUCACCUCACAGAGCAACCUGAGCGCCGCGGUGCUGUACGACAGCAGGAACGGCUACGUGUGCUACAAACCGCUGGAGCAGCGAGCCUGCUACCUGAGGAGGAUGGAGCCCUGGGACCUGCAGACAGCUCUCAACACCUCUGAGCACCCCGCUGAGCAGCUGCUACAGCACAACAACCAGACCAAGUUCUACCAGGAGUUCCUGGGCAUUGUGGCAGGGGAGCAGGUGGAGCCCGGGGGCCUGGGGGAGGCCGUGCAGGCCCUGUGUGAGCACACAUCCAUCUUCUGGGUGCGGAGAGGCCAGGGGCCGGGGAGGCAGCGCCUCAUCUACCUGUGCAUCGACAUCUGCUUCCCCAGCAACAUCUGUGUCUCCAUCUGCUUCUAUUACCUGCCCGAGUAAGUGCUGCAGCCACGGCCACCCUCUCUGCCCUCAUACUUGAACUGCAUUCCUGAAAACCUCUGACUUCCAUGAGGGAGCACCUACAACAUCCCCAGAGCUUCCUGCUGAUUCCAUGCUGCAGGUCAGGAGAGUUUAGAGAAACAGGAGGCCUCUGCUCAGCACUGUCAGCACAGACACUGCAGCUCUGCUCCAGGGCUGCACCUCCUCUGUAGGAAUUAGGAGUCCUGGGGAGCAGCUGGAGUUUUGGGGCUCCAGGCUCUGUCCAACACAAGGUGGUUGUUGUUACAGCUGGGGGUGGCUGGCUUUAGGAGAGCAGCUCUCCAAGUCACUCUGUGAAACAUUUUGAAUAAAUGGAUUGCAAACCAAGA